Spizellomyces punctatus DAOM BR117 is the source of this 645-nucleotide messenger RNA. RefSeq lists its product as uncharacterized. The transcript is spliced from 2 exons. The record is from RefSeq and is a predicted model, not a curated record. The coding region runs from base 90 to 542 and encodes 150 amino acids. NCBI's taxonomy places the organism in Eukaryota, Fungi, Chytridiomycota, Chytridiomycetes, Spizellomycetales, Spizellomycetaceae.
CGUCUGAUGGGCGGCGUGCAGUCGCGUCUGAACUCCACACUUAACCCGCCUGGCGUCAAGCUGUACGCCACAAGUCGACGUUGGCAGACAUGUCUUCAGCUCCACAAUCACCGCAUUCUCCCACAGGAAAACAUCACGGCGUGCAUUCAAGAGUCGCCUCUUCACCUCCCAUCCCAUCUUUGAAGCUCCGCAACAUUCCGUCUUCACAGACCUCCCAUCGCCAACAACCAACCCUCCGCUCACCGCCUUCUCCGCGUUCCAAACUUUCGCUCUCCUUCCCAUCGUCUCCCCUUACAGACCGAACCCCAUUGUAUGGUUGGAUGCUCCUUAUUGCGACUGGAAUCUACUUUGUGGUGGGAAUGUAUAUGCUGGUUCCGUUGGGGAGACCAAGGAAGGAGAGCAUAACAAUAUCGACAAAAACCUCCAGUCGAGUAGCACCAGAUACCUAUUACACAUUCUUGAUCCCAUUGCUUGGACCCGUCACUGUCUUUUUCAUAUUCUUUAACUGGCUUGGACUCAAAUUUUUUCGACAUAAUGCAUAGCAUUUUUGAUAUUCAUUGCGAAAUUGCGAGAAUUACUGAGCUUAGAUUUCCACUUAUUAUUGAGAUGGGGAUGGAUAUUCUGGAUCAAGGCAGUCUUGCUCCA